UCACACCCAUGGCAGAGGAAUCCAAGAACCCCGAAUCCACUCCGCCGCCGGCCGAAGAAGUCCCCAAAGACGUCGCCGAGGAGAAAACCGUAAUUCCACCACCUCCGCCGCCGCCACCGGCUGAGGACAAGCCGGCCGAUGACUCCAAAGCCCUCGUCCUAGUUGAAAAGGUUCCAGAAGCAGCUGAGCCGAAAAGCGCCGAGGGUUCUGUAAACAGAGAUACUGUGCUGGCAAAAGUUGCGACAGAGAAGAGGAUGUCACUGAUCAAGGCUUGGGAGGAAAGUGAAAAGUCAAAGGCUGAGAACAAAGCACACAAAAAGCUAUCUUCUGUUGUGGCAUGGGAGAAUAGCAAGAAAGCAUCUGUUGAGGCUGAGUUAAAGAAGAUUGAGGAAAGUUUGGAGAAGAAGAAGGCUGAAUACAUUGAGAAAAUGAAGAACAAAAUUGCUCUGCUCCACAAAACAGCAGAGGAGAAGAGGGCAAUAAUCGAAGCCAAGCGCGGAGAAGAUCUUCUCAAGGCGGAGGAGACGGCUGCCAAGUACCGUGCCACCGGUACCGCCCCGAAGAAGCUUCUCGGCUGCUUCUAGAGCUGAACGUCGUCUUGACCGACACCGAUCAUACUGUACCGGAAAGUGAAAAUCUUCACCAGUUCAUCUCUCAUUUGGGUGUUGAUUAAUUAUUACAUGUGUUCUUCUGUGUGAUGGAAGGAACUGUUGGUUGUGUUGAUUUAAUUAUUUGUGUGCUUAGUGAAGGUUUAAAGUGUUUGUUGUGAAUAUGAUAUUUGGAGGAAGAUUAAUUUGAAUGUAAAUCAAUAUUGUUAUAGUGAUUAUAAUUUAAUUAUUGCAACAGAACCAGAUGUGAAAUGUUUGUGAAUUC
Molecule: messenger RNA, 873 nt
Organism: Momordica charantia (bitter melon)
Lineage: Eukaryota; Viridiplantae; Streptophyta; Magnoliopsida; Cucurbitales; Cucurbitaceae
Product: remorin
Source: RefSeq, a predicted model, not a curated record